CCAACCAAAACCAACCGAAAAGCGCGGCGCACAUGGUUGAGUAAAAAUUAAAUAUAAAAUAGUUGCUCAAAAUUGUAAAAAUGGAUAAUAAUACAACAGAAAAAAAAGAACACUUUGUAGGCUCAAAUACUCUGGAUUCAUUUACAAAUAUAAUUCAAGAUGAUAAAGCAUCAAGAAUUAAUGGUGCAGUUGCAUUAAUCAAACAUUUGUCAAAUAAAAAAAAUGAAGAAGGACCAAGCAAAGAAUUUCAAUAUUCACUGAAAAGAUUGGUCAGAGGAUUGAGUGCAUCAAGAGACACAUCAAGAAUUGGUUUUUUUACAACACUAACAACAUACUUGAAGCUAAACCAAGAGACAAAAGUUGAUGAUUUAAUUCAAUUAAUGGAUGUUGAACUUAAGCCCAAUAAUAGCAAUGCAAAAAGUGAAAAUGCAAAUAUACAUCUUGGCAGGAUUCUUCUAUGUGGUGCAUUAAUUAAAUCAAAAAUUGUUGUUAAUUCAGAAGUAGUUGAUCAAUUAAAAAUAGUAUCAACAUUACUUGAAUCUGGUAGUAAAAGAAGUUAUCUAUCAUUUUAUUCAACAUCAUUUUUAGUUGAAUUACUUAAUGAUUAUGAUUCAAAAACACUUAAAGCAAAUAUAUGGCCAAUAAUUAAAAAAGAAAUUGGAAAAAAUUGGAAUGAACAAAGUCUUGAUACAUUAUAUAUUAUAUUUAUAAUGAAUGAUAAAUUUCCAAAACUUGUUAAUACAAAAUUUUUAAAUGAAUAUCUUGAUAAUGAUAAUAUAAUAUCAAUUGAUACAAUUGAUAGCUUGAUUAAAAUUGUAACAGAUAUACCAAGAAUUCAUUAUUGUCAUCAUCCAUUGUAUAAAAUUUUAUGUGAAAAAUUAGUAGCAUCAAGCUGUCUUGAUAAAUUUUGGUCAUGUAUUGAUAAAAAAUUUGAUAAACCAUCAAAAACAAUGGAAUUUUUAUCACUUGAAUUAUUAAAUAUAUUAGUACCAAUGAUUAAUGAUAAAUCGAUAAUAUCAUCAUUAAUAUCACCAAAUUUUAUUCAAUACAUGUUGAAAAGAUUUAAUGGUUCUAAAAAAAAUCGUAAAGAUGUUAUUGCAAAUUUAUUUCGUAAAUUUUUUAGUAAUAUUGUUGUUGCAUUGAAUGACAAAGAAUUAUCAUCAAAAGUACCAAUUGAUAUUAUUAAAAAACUUAUAAUAUAUCCAGGUGAUUUGAUGAUUGAAAAAAUAACUGGUACAAAAAUAUUACAAAUGAUAACAUCAAAUUUAAAUGAUAAAUCAGUUAAAAAAUUAUCAAAAGUAUAUCAUGAAAUAGCACUAAAUUCAUUGCCAAAAAUAAUUAAUGAAAAACAAGAAAAUUGGAUAAAUGCUGAACGUCUUUAUGCUGGACAAUUAUUAACAAAAUUACUUGGUCAUUCAUCAGUUAAUAAUGAACAUACAUGGCGUCUUGAACAACUUAAAUUUUUAUUUAAUAGUGGUUUUUGUGAAAUGGAAAAUAUUGGUGUUGAAUUGGCAUCCCAAUAUCGUGAUAUGUUUUAUCGUUCACUUGAUCAUAAAUUACCAAAACUUGAUGAUUUACGUGAUGUAUUAACAAAACUUGUUGAUUAUAUUAAUGAUAAUGUUAUUAUUGAAAAAAAUAAAAUUUUAAGAACACCAAUGAGUGAUGAAGCAAUUGAAGCAUGGAAUAAAAUGAUAACAUUUAUUAAAAAACCAGAAAGUGAUUUUAAAAAUAAACAUGUCAUAUUAAUUUUCUUUACCAUGGAAUUAAGUAUGGGUUUACAUUUAUUCUUUGAUACUGAAUUGGCAAUAUCAUCAAUAAAUGAAAUACAAAGUUGUUCUGAGCGUUUAAUGACGAAAAAAAUUAUUAAUAAUAAAAAAAAUAAAAAAGAAACAACAACAAAUGAUACAAUUAAUGGUGAUGAAGAUGAACCAGAAUGGGUUGAAGUUAUUGUUGAUUUAUUAUUAUCAUUAUUAUCAAGAAAUAAUCAUUUAUUACGUUCACUUGGUAAAUGUGUAUUUCCACAUCUUUGUCCAGAGUUAACUUCAUCAUCAAUACAUCAAAUUCUUGCUGUAUUAGAUCCAAAAGAUGAAAGAGGUCCACUUGUUAAUAAAAAUUUUGAAGAAGAUGAUGAAGAUGAUGAUGAUGAUGAUGAUUCAGAUAAUGAUUCACAAUCUGAUGAUACUGAUGAAGAUGAAGACAAUGACAACGAAGGCGAAGAAGAAGAAGAAGAAGAUGAUGAUGAUGAAAAUCAAGCAACAUCUGAUGAUGAUGAUAAUGUUGAAGAAGAAGAAGAUGACGAGUCUGAUGAAGAUGAAGAUGAUGAUGAUGACUAUGAUGAUGAAGAUGAAACAGUUACUGAUCGUUUGAAGGAAGCACUUCAUCAAGUACUUGGUGCAUCAGCUCAAACAGAUAAUGAUGACAAUGAUGAUAUUGAUAUUGAUGAAAUUGACGAGGAAGAAGGUAAACGUCUUGAUGCCAAAUUAUCAGCAGCAUUUAAAAUAUUACGUCAAAAUCGUCGUAAUCAAAAGAAAAAACAAAAAAAAACAGCUGAAGCAUUGACACAUUUUCGUGUACGUGUUAUUGAUUUAUUAGAAAUUUAUAUUGAUUGUGGUCCAUCAAUGGCAAUUGCAUUGGAUAUGCUUGUGCCAUUAUUUGCAUUACUUGAAUUUAGUAUAAAAGAUCAACAUCAAAAACCACUUGAAAAUCGUGUUAGAAGUUGUUUAAAAAAAUUAUCAAAUGUUAAAAAAUUUAAAGAUCAUGAUGGUGUUGAUGAAACAUUAAUAUCUGAUAUGGCAAAAUUAUUAAUAUUAAAAGGUGAAAGAUCAACAUCAAUUUGUCAAGAAAUGGGUGAUAAAUUAGCUCAAUGUUGUACAUUUUUAAUAAGAUGUACACAGCAAGCUGGUUUACCACCAUCAACACUUGUUGAUAUUUAUAGUGAAAAUUUAACAUCAUUUUUCAAAAAACGUGAUUGUAUAUUAUCUGCUGUUUUAUUUAGAAGUGCAUUACAAUUAUCAUGGACUGGUACAUGGCAAUUAAUACCAAGUAUUAUUGAUUUUGCAUUUGAUAAUACAACACGUUCUUUUAGACGUGGACAAGCACUUGAUCUUUUAACAGUAUUUUAUCAUAAUCAUAGAAUGAUUACAAGUGAAGAACAUCAAUCAUUACGUGAAAAAUUGGAAGUUAAAUUAUAUAAUUAUUCAUUAAAUUGGUUUAAAGAAUUUAAUGAAUCACAGCUAUCAACAAAUGAUGAUAAAAAAAAUACUUGUAUUGGCAAAGAAGCUAGACAAAAAUUUGUUUGUUUAUUAUGGACACUUCUUAAAGCUGUACAUUCACGUCAUAUUAAAAAAGCAUGGAAUUGGAAAAAAAUUGGUGAUGCUAUGGUUGAAUACAGAAAACAAGUAUCAUUAUCAAAUGAUGCCAAGAGUGCAUACAAUAAAUUGGCACAAGCAAUUGGUGCUCCAAUAAAUAUCAAAACAAUAAUUAAAAAUCCAACAACACCAGCAGCAGCAGUAGCAGCAAUAAAAACAACAGAAAAUGGUGAUGCUACCGCUAAUGACAAGGACAAUGAAUCAGAUGAUGAGGAUGAUGUUGAUGUUGAUGUUGAUGAUAAAAAGAAAAAUAAAAAAAAUCAUAAAAAUAAAAAUGAUGUUAAAAAACAAAAAAAAGAAGCUAAACAAUUAAGAGCCAAGGCAAUGGCUAAAGGUUUUGAGGAUGUUCAUUUUGUUGAUCUUGAUAUAUUAAAUGGUGAUAAUGAUAAUGAUGAUGCUGAUGAUAAACAAGAAGAAAAUAUGGAAAUACAAAAUGGUAAUAAUGACAAUAAUGAAACUGAAAAUAUCAUUGAUGAAAGCAAUGAUGAUACAUCAUCUAAAAAACGUAAAUCAGUAACAUCAUCUGAUGACACUCCUGUUAAAACAAAAAAAAAGAAAAAAACACAAAAAUAAAUAACUAUUUUUGUCAUUAGUUUUUAAUUAUUAUUUUUUAUAUUCAUUUAUGUAUAAUAUAAAUAAAUUUACAAAUGAAAAUAAUAAUAUAUUU
Messenger RNA from Aphidius gifuensis, 4035 nucleotides. It is a transcript of the gene Mybbp1A, whose product is annotated as myb-binding protein 1A. The transcript is spliced from 2 exons. NCBI's taxonomy places the organism in Eukaryota, Metazoa, Arthropoda, Insecta, Hymenoptera, Braconidae. The record is from RefSeq and is a predicted model, not a curated record. Bases 81 to 3941 code for a protein of 1286 amino acids. Gene Ontology annotation, biological process: regulation of DNA-templated transcription. Gene Ontology annotation, cellular component: nucleolus. Gene Ontology annotation, molecular function: sequence-specific DNA binding; transcription corepressor activity; transcription factor binding.